AUGGGGAUCAUGGCUGUCCUGAUGCUACCCCUGCUGCUGCUGGGAAUCAGCGGCCUCCUCUUCAUCUACCAGGAGGCAUCCAGGCUGUGGUCGAAGUCUGCCGUUCAGAACAAAGUGGUGGUCAUCACCGACGCCGUCUCGGGACUGGGAAAAGAGUGUGCUCGGGUGUUCCAUGCGGGUGGAGCAAGAUUGGUGCUGUGUGGGAAGAGCUGGGAGAGACUGGAGAGCCUGUACGAUGCCUUGACCAGUGUGGCUGACCCCAGCAAGCAAACAUUCACCCCAAAGCUGGUCCUCCUGGAUCUCUCAGACAUUAGCUGUGUUCAAGAUGUGGCCAAAGAAGUCCUGGACUGCUACGGCUGUGUGGACAUCCUCAUCAACAACGCCAGCGUGAAAGUGAAGGGGCCUGCCCACAAGAUUUCUCUGGAGCUCGACAAAAAGAUCAUGGAUGCCAACUACUUCGGCCCCAUCACCUUCACCAAAGUUCUGCUUCCCAACAUGAUCUCCCGGAGGACAGGCCAGAUCGUGUUGGUGAACAACAUCCAGGGCAAGUUUGGGAUCCCGUUCCGCACAGCUUAUGCAGCCUCCAAGCAUGCCGUCAUGGGCUUCUUCGACUGCCUCAGAGCUGAGGUUGAGGAAUACGAUGUCGUGGUGAGCACCGUGAGCCCCACUUUCAUCCGUUCCCACCACGUCUACCCUGAGCAAAGAAACUGGGAGUCAUCCAUUUGUAAAUUCUUUUGCAGGAAGCUGAGCUAUGGCGCACACCCGGUGGAGGUGGCUGAGGAAGUGAUGCGCACGGUGAGGAGGAAGAAGCAAGAGGUGUUCAUGGCAAACCCGGUCCCCAAGGCCGCUGUGUUCAUCCGCACCUUCUUCCCCGAGUUCUUCUUCGCCGUGGUGGCCUGUGGGGUGAAAGAGAAGCUCAAUGUCCCAGAAGAGGGUUAA
Molecule: messenger RNA, 939 nt
Organism: Psammomys obesus (fat sand rat)
Lineage: Eukaryota; Metazoa; Chordata; Mammalia; Rodentia; Muridae
Gene: Dhrs7c
Product: dehydrogenase/reductase 7C
Exons: 7
Coding region: 1-939 (312 amino acids)
Biological process (GO): regulation of release of sequestered calcium ion into cytosol by sarcoplasmic reticulum
Cellular component (GO): sarcoplasmic reticulum membrane
Molecular function (GO): all-trans-retinol dehydrogenase (NAD+) activity
Source: RefSeq, a predicted model, not a curated record